AUGUCUACCAUGGGAAUCCGAAUCCCAGCCAGAAGACCAACAUGGGACGACGAUGAUUCCUUUGAAUCCCUCCUCCAGAGGCACCAGCGCUGCGAUGCCAGGAGGUGCCUUUACCCUGGAGGCAGACAGCAGGCAGACAGAAGGGGGCCCUGGCAGCUGAUCCUGUGCAGCUCCUGCGCUGCUGAGGGCACUCACCGACAGUGCUCCCGCUUGAGCAACACAACAGCCAUGUGGGAGUGCGACAGCUGUGCUGGCCUGGGUACCGCCGCCAGCACCAUCCCGGAGCGUGCUGGGCCCAGCACUGCCAGCCAGGAGGGCCUGCAACCAUCCCACGGCCCCCAGGAACCAGAGGACAGCAGGUCCGGUCCCACCAGCCAGGCAGCAUCGGGGCCAUCACACAGCUCCCAGCCGCCAGAGCUCAGCAGUCAGACCAGUGAGCUGGGGACCGAACAGGGGACGAUCCACCCACAUUCUCCUGACCAUCAGGAUGCAUCUGAGCUGCACCGAGCACACCGUGGCAGCAGACGCACGGCAGCCCCAAGAGCUGAAAGCAGCUCACGGCCAGCCACCAGACGGGGCUCAUCGCGAUCCUCCAGAGCAGCCACAGUGGCUGCACGCAGAAGGCGUUCCAGGCAGCGGGGAACAAGCCGGACACGAAGCCGCUCCCCGCUGCAAGGUCGGGCCGCAGGUUCCCAGAGCCGGACCAGAAGGCCUCAGGGCAGCAGGCGAACACCACCUCCAGCUGCUCAGGACAGUGCCCAGAACACCACCAGGCCGGUGACACGGAGGUCCUUGAGUGCUCCCCUGUAUUCACACCCUGGGGAACGGCCUGGGCAGCCAGGGGAGGCCCGCAUGUGAAACCGUUCCUCAGUGGCACAUCGAGUCCCAGGUGUCCACAGCCGGCCCUGAGGAAGCUGCAGGAGACAAUGCCAACAGCGGGGGCUAUUCCAGGCAUGAAGUGACUGCCGGGUCCAACAUCAAAGCCAGCAUUUCCCCUCCAGUCAGCAGUUUCAGCAGCAGGGGCUAUCCCAGGCAUGAAGUUACCGCUCCUGGGGACAACAUAAAGCCAACAUCCCCCCACGGUCAGCCAGAAAAAUGAUGACGUGGAAAGCCAUUCCAACAGCGAGGGU
Lagopus muta (rock ptarmigan) is the source of this 1130-nucleotide messenger RNA. RefSeq names its product PHD finger protein 7-like. The transcript is spliced from 4 exons. The coding region runs from base 1 to 858 and encodes 285 amino acids. Gene Ontology annotation, cellular component: nucleus. Lineage: Eukaryota; Metazoa; Chordata; Aves; Galliformes; Phasianidae. The record is from RefSeq and is a predicted model, not a curated record.